AUGUACGCGUUAGGACAAACAAAUAAUGAAGUUGACGCGUUAAGACAAACAAAUAAUGAAGUUGACAACUAUGAAGAAAUUAAUAGCUUUUUUCAAAAGAAUACUUUAGAUAGUAUAAUAAAUUAUAUAUUGCACCAUAGGUUAUUAGAAACCCUUAUCAAAAAUGAAUUGGAGUAUUUAUGGUUAGGAAUCAAUGAUGCUUUAGAAAGAAUAAAAGCUCAGAAUCAUGAAUAUCAUUAUAACAAUAGUGAUGGUAGCAAUAAUAAUAGUUUCACUUUAAAUAAUGAUGGAGGCAAUGAAAUCAAUGUACUUUCAAAUUUAAAUCAUAAAAAUGACUAUAAAACAAUUGAUGAUGGUGCCCUUUUAAAUGAAUGUAUCAACAACAAAAACAAAAACAACAACAUUAUUACAAAUAAUAAAACUAAUAUCAAUAAUAACAAUUAUAAAAUAAAUAAUAAAAAAAAUAAUGAUUUUGUUAAUAAAGAAACCUCAAUUAAAUCCUCUGCAACAUCAAAAAAUAAAAGUGAUAAUAAUGAUAAUAAUAAUAGUAACGAUAAACUUUUUUUUAAAAUUUGGAGAAAUAAAGUUAUUAGAAAAAAAAUUAAAUAUCAUAUGUAUUCAAAUAUGGUUAAAAGAGUUAAAAAUAAUUUAGAGGAGAUUAAAAAAUGUCCAUCAGAGCUCUUAUGUCAAUCUUAUGAUGUAUAUAUUAACCAGCCACUAGGAAAAUUUAUACCAAAAGGUACAGUUACAUUAAAUCUUACUGGUAGUUUCAAUAGUCCCAUUAAAAUAGGAAAUAUUCCAAAAACAGUGAAAGUUUUAAAAUUGGGCCAAAAUUAUACUCAUGAAAUAGAAUUAAACUCAGUUAUACCCUCAAGUGUAAAUGAAUUAAGUCUCUAUCACUUUAUUCAAACUUCACCAAGUAAACAAGAGUUCCCAAAAUUUAUUAAAAAGUUGAAUAUAUUCAGAUUUAAUAGAGAUAUUAUUUCAUCCACUUUCUUUGGGUCAGUUGUAAUUUUAUCUUUACAUUCUUUCAAUUUAAGAAUAAAACCAGGUGAUUUCCCAAAUACUUGUGAGGAGCUUAUUCUUCAUUCAUAUAAUCAACAAUUAGAUAUUGGUUCUCUUCCACCUGGUUUAAAAAAAUUGACACUUGGGUCAUUUAAUCAACCAAUUUAUCAUGGGUCACUUUCUGAAUCAAUUACAUAUUUAAAGAUGUCUAGUUUCAAUCAAGAUUUAGGAAACUCUUUAAUAUCUUUAACAUUACUUGAAACUCUAUCAAUGAUAGAAUUCAAAAAAACUAUUUUAGAGAAUCAGUUACCCAAAUCAAUAAAAAUAUUGGAGGUACACAAACGUAAACAAGUUAAAAACUGGUCAUCUUAA
This is a messenger RNA of Dictyostelium purpureum, 1377 nucleotides long. RefSeq lists its product as uncharacterized. The record is from RefSeq and is a predicted model, not a curated record. The transcript has 2 exons. Lineage: Eukaryota; Evosea; Eumycetozoa; Dictyosteliales; Dictyosteliaceae. The coding region runs from base 1 to 1377 and encodes 458 amino acids.